Closterium sp. NIES-67 is the source of this 4703-nucleotide messenger RNA. The record is from the annotation of a GenBank genome assembly. NCBI's taxonomy places the organism in Eukaryota, Viridiplantae, Streptophyta, Zygnematophyceae, Desmidiales, Closteriaceae.
CGGCCAGCCUCUGCUGUCCAAAGGCUGCAUCGAUGCUGCCAGGGUGGUCUGGAGAUGCACGCAACAUACGCUGCAGCAUGUAUGGCGCCUAACUUCCCGUGUGUAUGUUGCGCAACUCGCCUGCAGUGCACGCUUUUGGUGCUCUCUUGGCCUGAAAAUGGACUCCCGAGUCCCCAAGGAGAAACCCCAGGAAUUUCAGCCCCAGAGCAUGGGCGCGACCCGCCCGAUUCUUCUUGGUUCAUCCGGGUUCGCGUUCCCAGAUGAACCAAGAGUCGGGCGUGUCGCGCGUUUUUUCUUCAAUCCUCGAUUCUUGGCUUCUCGGAGAAUUCGUCUCGAGACACUCCACGCGCACGGGGGUUGGGGCAGUUCGCGAUGUCUGGAACGAUUCAAGCAAUGCCGGCGAGCACCCGAGCCAACGACUGGCUUACUUCUUGGCUGGCACUUCACGGUAUUCUCGAGAUACUCGACGCGUAGGGGUUGGGGGAGUUCGCGAUUUCUGGGACGACUCGAGCCAUGGCGGCGAGCACGCGAGCAGACGACUGCCUCUCAUCCAGGCUGGUACUUCACGGUAUUCACGCGACACUCGACGCGUAGUAGUGGCGGUUGAGACGAGUAGAGCAUUCCGCGAUUCUUGGGACGAGUCGAGCCAUCAUGGCGGUGAGCACGCGAGCCGACGACUGGCUCUCAUCCCAGCUGGCCAGCGACGGUCGCCGGGAGGCGGAGAUCCUGGCCGGAGGAUUGAGAGCAGUAACCACAGCCCCCAACAGCGACGUUUGCACGGAGGCGGAGAUCCUGGCCGGCAGGCUGAGAGCAGUAAUCGCCAACCCCAACAGCGACGGCCGCCGGGAGGCGGAGACACUCUUGCACGCGGUUCCAGCCCCGGCUGUUCUCGAGAAAUCGGCAGGGGUUCCCGGGCAGCGGGCGCGGCAGGGGGUCCCACACGCCCCGUUGGUCAGCGACGGCCGCAGGGAGGCGGAUAUCCUCGCCCGGGGCAGGGGCGGCUCUACGGCAGUGCGCGUGGCUGAAGCUCCAGGGCAGCGGGCGCGGCAAGGGAUAUUUGAGGCACCUCAGAAAUCGGCAGGGGUUCCCGGGCAGCGGCCGCGGCACGGGGUCCCACACGCCCUGCUGGCCAGCGACGGCCGCCGGGAGGCGGAGGUCCUGGCCCCCGCGGUUCCACUCCCGGCUGUUUUAGACAACUCUCAAAAGCACCCUGCAAAUUCCACCCAGCUGGCCAGCGACGGUCGGCGGGAGGCGGAGGUCCUGGCCCGCGCGUGGUUCCAGCUCCGCCUGUCCAUUCGCGCCCCCAAUCGCUUUCCCCCGUGGGACGCGCUGCUGAUCACCGCUGCGAGCGACGCGCAGGCUGACCUGUACUCCAGGCAGCUGGCAGCAGCGCGGCACAAUGGGCACAUUGCAGAGAAGACCAUCGUGCUGGCAGGCAGUGCCAACCCCCACACCGCCUUGGCCUCAUCCACACCCUCCUGCCCUGCCCCUGUCGCCAAUCCGCCUCUCUCCAGGCAGCUGGCAGCAGCGCGCCACAAUGGGCACAUUGCGCAGGAGACCAUCGUGCUGGGGGAGUCAUCUGCAGCCCGUCUAUCAUCCAUGCGAGUGCUGCUGGUGACUGCAGCGGGCGACAGCAAGCGGCUGCCGUGGGCCAACCCGUGUGGCAAGCCCUUUGUGUCCUUCCCCCUGCUGGCUGGAGACGACCCUGACGGACCCCCGUUGACCCUCUUUGACCACAUCCUGGCCGUCUCUUCACGCGCCCUGCUGGCUCUCCCACCCAAUAAGGGCGCUCUCUUCUGCAUGACGGGGGACGUACUCCCGUGCUUCGACGCAUCUCGCAUCUGCCUGCCGACCCACGGUGCUCUCGUUGUCACCGCUGCCGCGCCGCUAGAGGUAGCUUCCAGGCACGGAGUCAUUCUUGCCUCGGACCGAAGCAGGCACGUUGCCUCGGGCCAAAAAUCCUCGCAGUCUCACUCGAACCAGCGAUAUUCACACCUGCAGAAGCAGCAGCAGCAGGAGAAGCAGCAGCAGCAGCAGCAGCAGCAGCAGCAACAACAGCACCAGCAGCAGCAGCACCAUCACCACCAGCAGCAGCAGAAGCAGCAGCAUGGAAAGCAUUGUGACACGGAGCCGCCCCAGCUAGUAGCAGACCUGCUGCAGAAGCCGAGUGUGGUGGAGAUGGUAGAGCGGGGGGCAUUGUGCGGCACGGGAGGGGCGCUGCUGGACACAGGCAUCUACGUUGUCUGCGGCGACACGUGGCGCGACCUCAUUGGCCUUGCGACCGGCGAGCAUGAUUUGCUGGCAGAGGUGCUGGCCUUUGGUGAGGAGUUGAGUCUAUACGAGGAGCUCGCAUCGGCAUGGGUGCCAGCGCGCCACAAGUGGCUCUCAACUCGACCCAUCGGGUCACACCUGCUGGCCCAUCUCAGCUCCCACUUGCUCUUCCACCACUGCGCAGACGAUCUCUCCUUCCUUCACUUUGGCACAUCAUCCGAGUAUCUGCACCACAUGCGCCUUGCCUACUCUGGGCGAAUGUCGCGCCGCCACCUCAGCGCGGUCCCGGUGCCGACAGAGUGCCACGUGGCGGAAUCCGCAACACUUAUUUCGUCGCUUGUGCGCCCCGGCGCAUGCGUCGGGGAGGGCUCUGUUGUGUCUGACAGCACUUUGGUUGGGGGGACGCGGAUUGGAGAUGGAUGCAUCGUGAUUGGCGUAGACACUGCUGCUGCUGAGUCAGCACAUGCUGAGUCAGCGCGUGCUGAGUCAGCAUCUGCCAAGUCAGCAGCUUUUUCCGAAUCAGCAUCUGCUGAGUCAGCACUCGGUGAAGCUUCCAAUCAUGCAGCCACCAUGCUGCCACCCCACGGACGUACCCCCAUCCCAUCUACCACUUCAAGCUAUCCCGCUCCUCCUCCUCCUCCUCCUCCUCCUCUGGUGCUCCCUAGUCACAUGUGCCUAUGGCAGGUGCCGCUAAAAGGGGGGCGGGAGGUGACCCUGUGCUGUGGCGUGGACGACAACCCUAAGUUGUCCGUUUCUGGGGGAGGCUCCUUCUGUGGCCGCCCCUGGGGGCUGUGGUUAAAGGAGAGAGGGCUCAAAGUGGCGGAUCUAUGGCCAGAAACAGACAACCAAGGCCGCCCAAUUCACCCAAAGCAGGACCUCUGGAGUGCCCUCCUCUUCCCCAUCCUCCCCCAGGGCUCCGGCCUUCCCCUCGCCAUGUGGCUUCUCGGAACCUUCCCUCCCGCUCUCGAUCAAUCUUCCUCUCGCCAUGUGGCUCUCAGCCAACAGCAGGCCGACACGUGGCGCAGAUCUGACCGCACGUCGCUCGCUCUCCUGCACUCCGAGAUCGACUUCCCCGCUCUGCUCGCCUCGGCGUUACACCGCCGGUCCCUGCUGCUCUCUGGUUUCGCGCCUGCUGCUAUAGGCGGCAGCUGUUCACCUGCUGACAGUGGCAGUGCUGGUGAUGCGUCCAGAGGGUGUCUCUUGGGCGCAACGCGCACAGCAUCAGCUAGUGAGGGUGAUGGUGGCUCUAGUGCUGCUAUAGACGGCAGCUGUUCACCUGCUGCUGCUGUUGCUGCUGGUAGCAGCAGUGCUGGUACUGCUGAUGCUUCUAAAGGGUGUCCCUUGGGCGCAACACGCACAGCAUCAGCUAGUCGUGAGGGUGAGGCUACUAUAGGUACCAGUAAGGGUGACGUUACUAGACGACCCCCUGCUUCUGCCACAGACGGAGGGUCCUUGGGGCACAACUUUGCGUCUCUCGCGUCAGCUGCUGCUUGCUGACCUGGUGGACUCACAUAGCAGCAGCGGCUGAAAGGCAUGGUCGAGCCGUUUAGGGUGUAUGGCUGGGCUGUUGCUGAGUGAAGGGGUAUGUAUGAAGGCACUCCACCUCACACUCACAGGGGGGGGAGGAGGGGGGAGGAGAGGGGAGGAGUGGGGAGGAGUGGGGAGGAGUGGGGAGGAGUGGGGAGGAGUGGGGAGGAGUGGGGAGGAGUGGGGAGGAGCGGGGAGGCUGCAGAUGAGAUCAAGCAGAUUUUGAGAGGUAUGGGUGAGCCGAUCUCGACCUCCUAGGGCGCAUUCUCACUUACACCUGGGAUCGGCACCAGGAGCUCGACCCGCACUGUAGCAAUCCACUUGUCGACGCGCUAUUUGCCACCGUGGGGCAUCUUAGUUGCGGUGCGAAGCUGGCAGGGGUGGGAGGGAGGGGCUUUGCCAUGAUCAUGGGGAGAAGCGGGGAGGCGGCAGAUGAGAUCAAGGGGAUCUUGAGAGGGAUGGGUGAGCCGGUUAGGGUGUACGACUGGGGUGUUGCUGUGUGAGGGUGUGUUAAGGCACACCACCUCACACUCACAGGGAGGGGGGAUGCUGUGAUCAUCAAGAAGAGUGGGGAGGCUGCUGUCUAAAGGCAUGGACGGGUGAGCCGGUCAGGGUCGAUGACUGGCUGUUGCUGUGUGAGGAGGGUUCACCUGUGGGAGUUCACCUGGGGGGGGGAGUUGGCUGGGGCAGGAGAGGGGAAUCUGCAAUGGUCAUGGGGAGGAGUGUGGGGAGCAAAGCCCCCGCUCAGGCGGCAGAUGAAAUCAGAGCUGAAAGGCCCUGGCCCUUGCUUUCUAGAUGUGUAUUCUUUCGCAGCAGCCUGCUGCGCUUUAGUUCAUGAUCAACCUGCAAGAAUCGGCCCAAGGAGCUCACACCCGGCUUCAGACACCACUACAAAGAAUUACCGC